CAGAGCUCUGUCCGCAGUCACACCGACCCAGACUCAAGCAGAACGGAUUUUUGAAGAAAACUCUAAAACAGCCCCGUAUCUGAGGUUGUCUGACCAGUGGAGAAUAGUGGAGAGUGAGAUCAUUUCCUCCUGCUGUUGUCGGAGAGAGAAAGAGAGAUGUGCUCCACCCUGCUUCUCUCCUUAUCUCUGUUCAUCUUCUAUGUGGCCUGUACCCCACAUUUCCACGGUCACCAUGGGAGGAGAGUGUGUCUGAGGGAUGUGAGCAGUAGUAAUGGUGUGUCCUUCAGUACAGAAUCAUACGUGCAGCCUGUUCACAAACCUUACAUCACACUGUGCCAAGACCACCGACUCUGCAGCACAUACAGGACGGUGUAUAAGGUUUCUUACAGGCAGGUGAGCAGGGCUCACUCUCUCUCUCAUUAUUACCCACAAUGUUGUCCAGGAUGGCGACGAUUCCACUCCCACAACUGUAACCAAGCAGUGUGUAUGCAGGCAUGUCUAAAUGGGGGAACGUGUCUGAAACCCAAUCACUGUGCUUGCCCCAUGGGCUGGAUGGGCCACCUUUGCCAAACAGAUGUGGAUGAGUGCAGUGAGCAGCAUCACUGCUCUCACGUGUGUGUUAACACAGCAGGGAGUUAUCGGUGUGUGUGUGGGGAUGGAUUCGGUUUGGCCGAGGACGGUCGAACUUGUCGGAGUCUUCCUGCACCUUCUCCUCAUUCUCCUCCUCCUCCUUCCCCUCCUCCUGCCGUGAAAAACCAGCCCAAAGAAGACAAGACCUUCCCCUCUAAGACUGACACAGGUUUGGGGUUGGUGGAGAAUGUGACAGAGGAAGUUCAGAUUCUGAGGAACAGAGUGGAGCUACUGGAACAGAAGCUGGAGAUGGUCUUGGCUCCCAUCUCCAGUCUUUUCCCUCUGUCCCUGGAUGAGGACAGGAGCAACUUCUUGUCCGAGAAGACCAGUUUCCUGUCUCACUCGCUGCGGCAGCUGGAUCGUAUUGACUCUCUGAGCGAACAGGUCGGAUUCCUGGAGGAACGUCUUGGCACCUGUUCCUGCCAAGAGAACUAGGUCAUCACAGUCAUAUCUUCUUGAGUGUCCUUCCCUGCACAGACCAAACUAAUCAACUGCUACUAAACCAGAAAUCAGAUUUGGUUGCAGUUUCCCCCAAAGAACCUACAACUCAAUGGUGCGAGCACAUCACAUACAUUCAAGAGGACAGGUGAAAGCACAAUAAAUACAUUCAAAAACACCAAACAUUGACUAUAAUCAAACAAGGUGUAUUCAGUGUGUAUUAGCAAGACCUCAGCCUGUCUUCCUCUGUUUUUGUCUUUGUAUUGUUUACCUUUUAGCUGAGUAAGUGCAUCCAGCUGAUUCCUGUCCCUGAAGUUUGGGAGAAUUCUUGUAUUUAUGUAUUUAUAAUUUGCAUUAUUUCCUAUGCUGCCUUUCUAAAACAGUUUGGACAGAGAACAACUGCAUCCAUGUAAGGGUUUUUAAGGGCCAUUUUGAACU
Molecule: messenger RNA, 1506 nt
Organism: Chanos chanos (milkfish)
Lineage: Eukaryota; Metazoa; Chordata; Actinopteri; Gonorynchiformes; Chanidae
Gene: egfl7
Product: EGF-like-domain, multiple 7
Exons: 9
Coding region: 157-1065 (302 amino acids)
Biological process (GO): anatomical structure development
Cellular component (GO): cell surface; extracellular region
Molecular function (GO): calcium ion binding; signaling receptor binding
Source: RefSeq, a predicted model, not a curated record